This is a messenger RNA of Fonsecaea monophora, 2241 nucleotides long. RefSeq lists its product as hypothetical. Lineage: Eukaryota; Fungi; Ascomycota; Eurotiomycetes; Chaetothyriales; Herpotrichiellaceae. The coding region runs from base 1 to 2241 and encodes 746 amino acids. The record is from RefSeq and is a predicted model, not a curated record. The transcript has a single exon.
AUGCGAUAUCUCUGCCUCGGCGUCGCCGUCACUCUCCUUAUCUUUAUCUUUUCGCUGGUCAGAAUGAGCUACGUCGCGGAACAGGAGGUGCAAGAGGCGAUUGAACAAGAAAAGAUCAAGCCGAGACCUGCUCCUUGGGAAGAAUUCCCCUUUCUGCAAAGAUAUUACGGCGGAAUCCGAUCGUUGGUUCCAGUCGCGAGCAACGUGCCUGAAUACCCCAGGAAAGAGGACGAGGUGGAAUGGGAGAAAUUGAACAUCACUGAGGAGGCGGUCGAGGAUCUGCCGGCAGAGGAAGCCCCGACGGGGAAGGAGAGGAGAAAGAGAGCGAUUCCAUCGAGCAAGAGAUUCGACCCAUAUCCCAGUUACUCUUCACCAGAAUACAUUGCCAAAUACGGUGACAAGGUAGAUUGUUACCUGGAUGCCGACAACACCAUCGAGAUACCGCGUGUGCGCAUCUACGAGGGCAUCCCACGAGAGUUUCCGGAUAUGGUCAUGGGUUCGGCCAAGCUCCUUGGACUCAGGGACGACAUCUGCUACGAUCGAUUUGGUCGGCUAGGUCCGUACGGCCUUGGAUACAGCAUCAACCGAGGCGGGAGCGGUGCCCAACAGGAAGGAGAAAGAGAGGGAGCUGAUUUAGUGUGGCAGGAAGCGCCCGAGGUGGAUUGGAGAACCGUUCAAUGGGCCGACGCUCAGCAACGAUGUGUUCUGGCAAACAAUCACCGCUUCAAGGAACUCCCGGAGAAGCCGCGAAUCGACACGUUUCGAGUGAUGCCCGUCGGCACAGUCUACAACAAGAGAGAUGAGGUGGCUGACGUCGAGGCAAUGCCGCCAAAGCCGAGUGACGUGCCGAAGAAACCCAAGUCCGGAUCAGAAAGACUUCCUCGUACAGCGGUCGUGAUCCGUACCUGGUGGGACUAUCCAUACACACCCGAAGACAAGAUCUACCUCCGAUCCCUCAUCUCAGAACUGAAUAUGCUAAGCGGUGGAGAGUACGUGGUGCAUUUCCUGGUCCAAGUCAAAUCCAAUGACGUGCCUAUCUUUUCUGACGAUGAGACCUACGAGCGCGUUCUUCGAGACUCGCUGCCCGAAGAAUUCCGUGGCAUGGGCACUCUUUGGACUGAGAAGCAAAUGGAGCUCAUGUACGGUGGUCUGGAGGAGACAAACAUGCGCGGCUUGCCUGUUCACGGUGUGUACCGCAGCACCUUUAUGCCAAUGCAGUACUUUGCCUAUCAACAUCCCGAGUACGAUUUCUUCUGGAAUUGGGAGAUGGACAUUCGAACUACACACCACUGGUACCAUUUCUUCGACAGUGUCACGAAAUGGGCCAAACAACAACCCCGCAAACUUCUCUGGGAGAGAAACAGCCGGUUCUAUGUCCCAUCGGAACACGGUGAAUGGGAAGACUUUAACCAAAUGGUUCGCAUCCAGACGGAACAUGGCACAAACAGCGUCGCCAACCUGUGGAGCAGCCUGAACCACGCCAACAAGGAUCCCAAUGACCCGAGCUCUAAGCACAGUCCUGCAGGAGCAAUGAAACAACAAGGAGACAAACCAAUCUGGGGUCCUGAACGACCGCUCGAUGAUGAUGUCGCCAUGGAAACUGACCCAACUCCACCGACCUCCUUUGACAAGGAUAAAUACACGUGGGGCGUCGGCGAAGACGCAGACCUGAUCGUGUUCAACCCACUGUUCGAUCCCGACGGCACGACAUGGCUUCUUACGGACGAUACCACGGGUUAUAAUAUCACGCGUGGCCGACCCCCACGGCGUACUGCCAUUAUUACAGCAUCUCGUCUCUCGCGUCGAUUGCUGUUGACCAUGCACAAGGAAACGGCGCUGAAGAAACACACCAUGUUCUCGGAGAUGUGGCCCGCCUCAUGUGCGUUGCAGCACGGCUUGAAAGCAGUCUACGUGCCUCAUCCAGAGUAUGUCGACCGCAAAUGGCCCACCAACUACCUCGCUUCGGUCUUCAACGGAGGCCGCAACGGUGCGACAGGUGGCGCCCGCACUUCGGUAUUUGGCGAGCGCGAACACAACUUCCGAGGGACGACGUGGUACUACAAUGCCGGCUUUCCGGAAGUGCUCUGGCAUCGAUGGUUGGGCAUGAAGUUCCACAACGACGGCGGGGAACAGUUCGAGCUCGCAGGCGAGGGCAGGAUGUGUCUGCCGGGAAUGCUAUUGCACCCGGUCAAGAGGGUCGACCUGGUACAGGAAGGGAGGAGGGCCGAUCAAGCCGGAUAG